Molecule: messenger RNA, 453 nt
Organism: Vicia villosa (hairy vetch)
Lineage: Eukaryota; Viridiplantae; Streptophyta; Magnoliopsida; Fabales; Fabaceae
Exons: 2
Coding region: 1-453 (150 amino acids)
Source: RefSeq, a predicted model, not a curated record
AUGGAGCAUUUGAGGAUUGUGUUGUCGGUUCUUAGAGAAAAGCAGUUGUUUGCGAAGUUUAGCAAGUGUGAGUUCUGGAUGUCUGAAGUCAAGUUUCUUGGACAUGUCAUAUCUGGCGGCGGCGUAGCUGUAGACCCUUCAAAGGUAGAAGCAGUGAUAAAUUGGGAACGACCCAAGAAUGCAACUGAGGUCCGUAGUUUCCUAGACUUGGCAGGUUACUAUCGGAGGUUCAUUAUGGGCUUUUCCAAAUUGACAUUACCUUUGACCAGACUUACAAGGAAGGAAGUUUCAUUCGAAUGGAAUUCAGAAUGUGAGAAGAGUUUUCAGAAACUCAAGGAAAAGUUAACUACGGCUCCAGUGUUGGUGAUUCCAGAUCCAAACCGAUCAUACGAAGUGUUCUGCGAUGCUUCUAAGAAAGGUGUGGCGACAUUACUUGUAUGGAGUUCACUUUGA